GAAAGCUGAUUUAUCAAUUUAUUUGUAGUAGAAAUAGGUAAAAGAGAAGGUGCACAUUUUAAAUUAAUGGCCGAUGAACCUGAAGCCGUUGGCGAAGGGGAAGAAUCUCCAGCACCAGAACCUCCUCCACCUCCAGAACCAGAGGUAGAAGAAGAAGAGGUCGAAGAAGAAUCCAUCCUUACAGAAUAUGAUCCCGAUGAUUUCCUAUCUGGAGCUGUUAACACUCUUGACUCAACUAUACCACUUGAUUUAUUCGAUUUCGAGUAUUCAUACGGUUACAAUUGUCACAAAUACUUCAACCUAUGCGCUUGCGACGAGAGCGUCGUGUGCUGGGCGGCCGGCAGCAUCAUCACGUUUAUGGACGUUAACACUAAACAGACGUGGUUCCGGAGAACCUCCACAGGGGGAUCUGUGGGGAACAUUGCGUCUUACCGAAAAGAUCCGAACUAUCGCAUAGCAAUUGCUGAAGGCAAGGAGGGACACCGUGAUCCUGUGAUAAUACUAUACACUUGGCCGCAAAUGGAAAUAGACGCAGUCCUGAGAGACGGUACCGGCAACGCGUACUCUAUACUCGAUUUUAGCCCUGAUGGUGAGCUGCUCGCAUCAGUCGGGAAGGAGCCAGACUACAACCUGACUAUUUGGAAUUGGAAACGGCAUAGGAUUUUACUAAGAACUAGCGCCUUUACGUUUGACGUCAAUGGUGUCAUGUUUUCACCCUAUUGCCCUGGACAACUCACUACUGCAGGUGCAGCGCAUAUAAAAUUUUGGAAAAUGGCUCAAACGUUUACAGGUCUUAAAUUGAAGGGCGAAUUGGGAAGAUUCGGCAAAACCGAGAUUUGUGACGUACUCGGAGUUUACCCGAUGCCUGACGAAAAGGUGCUAUCAGGAUGUGAAUGGGGAAAUAUUUUGGUUUGGGAAGCGGGACUCGUCAAACUCGAGGUGACACAACGUGCGAGAAAGACUUGUCAUAAAGCUCCUGUAAUUCAGUUUAUGCUAAGUCCAGCUGGAGACGAAGUGACCACAAUAGCCCGAGAUGGGUGCGUCAGAGCCUGGUACUGGGAUACGGUGGAACAGGCUGACCCCCCAGAGGAUGACCAGUAUGUGGAGCUCAACCCAGUAGCUGAGACUUGUGUACCAAAUUGUCAGAUAAUGUGCCUUAAACAUCAAAAAGAUAUGUAUUGGUAUGCACAAGAUGGGAACGGUGGCAUAUGGACCGUCGAUUUAGAUAUCGAUAAAAUAGAGUGUAAUCACAACAAAAUAAUGACAUAUCACGCGGGAGGUGUGGUCGCAAUGAUUGCUCUUCGCACAUACCCCAUCUUGAUCACGGCCGGAGAAGACGGAGCCUUACAAGCUUACGACACGGAAUCUCAUGUGUUGUUAGCUCGAUAUCUCUUCCCUAAGCCUAUAACGUGCAUGUUGUAUCCGCCUGUCGAUGUUGAUGAAACAUCUCGCAUAAUAAUGGUUGGGUUUGCUGACGGUAUCAUGAGAACGCUUUUGCUUCACCCUGAGCGUUUCGAGAAACACCCCGCUAUGAUUGAUGUGAGGGUUCACUCGGCCCUCACUAUUCACAGCGAAGACUCCGUUCAUGCUGAUGUUAUUGAUAUGAUUUCGCUUUUGAAACCUCAUUCAAAAUCAUUAACACAAAUAACAAUUAAUGACGACCGAACGAUGCUCGUUACUUGCGGGGAAGACAGCACCAUAUUCAUGUACCAAUUAGUGAAGGGAUCCCCGUUCACCCUCUAUAGACUCGGUUUCAUUGAAACACCUAAUAAUAUUGAGUACAUGACGUGGAAACCAGAAGAGAGAAAGAUCCUACUGCUCUGUGGCCAAGAGGGAUUCUUAUGGGAAACAGUGUUGCCUGACAUUGAAUCCCGGGAAUACACAAAAAUCACCACUUUCAAACUCGAGUUUGAAUCUUACAGGGAAAUGCAAAUAAAGAAAUAUUUUAUGCGAAACCGUCCUUUCCCAACCGAGGAAGAACUUGCAAGUAUUGACGAAGAAGCAUUAAAAGCUAAAGAAGAAGCGGAAAAAGAUAAAGAUGACGAUGAAGAAGAGGAAUGGUUGGGAGAAAUAGAACUGAUUGAAAGUGAUAGCCCUUUUGGGACUACCGUGACGUGGGCGGAGUACUGCGAGGAAGGUAUCUGGAUUAUACAAGAAGGCACAGGAGCACUUCUCCUUAUCAAACCUACUGGAAACAAGAUCCUAAAAUAUGGUCCCUUUCCGGGCGCAUGGUGCGAUGAUAUUACUUCUCUUAAGUUUGUGUGUGAAGGGCGAUACCUAGUGUUUGGAACAAACACGGGCUACAUUCGCGUGGUGAGGAUGCCCACCGAAGAAGAAGAUACACCAGAAACACAUCACUUGAAAUGGAUGACGGCCACCGCAAAAUUGUUGAAGAAACUUAAAGGGCGACGGCUGGCAAAGGAAGAGGGACAACCGACUCCUCGCAUUGAUUUUGAAGAUAAUUACUAUUUACCGAUGCAUGACCGCUACACAGGAGCCGUGACUUGUCUAGAAUUCAGUAAUGCGGGGGAUCGAUUUUACACAUGCGGUGCAGACGGAAACAUAUUCUCAUACACAAUUAACUUUGAAGAGCCUCUGUUGCCAAAAACGGAAAUACCUCCGCAGGCCGAGGUGGCAAAAAUAGAACGAGUGAAAGAACCAAGUACGAUAGAAGGAGAAUUGAUGUCUCAUGAACAGCUGAAGCAGAAGGAGGAGUACGAUAAAAUGAUGGCCAUUGCCAAUGCGCACAAAAAGCGCGUUCGAGAUCAGCUGGCUGAAAUCACAGUCGAAUACAACAAGAUCAUUAAAGCGAAUCGAGUGUUGCCGUUCUCGCAGCAAAUCGACGUGACAAUAGACCCUCGCCCCCUGGCGGUGCAAGAGCAGGAGUUGGACGAAGCCAAAGCACUCACCAGAAGAAAGUUGGCUCACCAGCUUGAAGCCUCCGACCUGGGCCUUCACAAAAUGUAUUCCAGGAAUAUAGUGCAACUUGAUGUUUUUCCCUUUACUUUGAAAGCUAUUAGGGACCCUGGAGUUAUGAUAAGACCAUUACGACAAAAGAAUUUAUCAAAAGCCUUUUUCGACCAACUUGAAGAAGUUUAUCAAAAAAUGGCUGAAGCAGCUUUACGUGGCAGGCGAGCCGAGUCAACCAUUCGUCGCGUGGCAGCCCGAAGAACGAGUUGGGGUCCACCCAAAGUGGCAUCUUUCCUGCUGGGCCUGCCUCCGCGACAACCUCAUCCUCUGAAGAAAGCAUUACGAAAUUAUUACCAGCGAUUAAAUCGACAUCACAUGCAAUUCAUAGAGUGGCAAGAGCAUUUGUCUCGAAAGCCUGAUCCUAACGCCUUGCCGCCCGGAGCUGCUGAGGCUUUGAAAGAGGCUGAGGCCACCAUUGGCAAUCGACUGCUUAAAUCCCAGCCUGACUACGUUGCUCCGCCAGGCCAUAACACCCAGUUAAGAGUUUGCCUCGUCAGGAAAGAAAUCUACGAUUUGAAGAGAGAAUUCAACGUCAAGGUUCUAGACCUACGUCAACACAAACUCCGACUGGUCGAUAAAAUGAAGAAGAUCGGUGAAAGAUUAGGAGAAAUCCGCUUGGAAAUUCCGCCGAAAAUGGUCAAACCUCCACCAAUGACACCAGAAGUUGACGAUGAUCUUGAAUUCCCAGAGAAGAACUUGGAGAUAAAACCCGAACCAAUCGUAAUACCAGUAAGAGGAGCUGCUAAAAAGUCACUGGCAAAAGAAAGGAGCGAAAGAAGAAUAUCUGCUUUAUAUCCUCAACAAAGAAUACGGCAGCCAAAGGUUAACAGAUUUGUGCCCAUCACGGAAUCGCGCCCACUGGCAGCGUCUUGGGAACUGCUAAGACCGAGACCUGAUCACGAAUUUUCAGAUAUUGAAAUUGAAAUACGGAAUAGACGAAUUGAAAGACAUCUCUAUGAACAAGAUAUGUUGCUCGCCGAUGCUACUGUGUCAAUUCAACAAUUUGAUGCUCGUUUGAGACAAUUGCAACGGGAGCGCAUACGCGUACAGGAGAAGAGUCAGCUGCUAGAGUUGCAUCUCUAUCAACUUCAUAGAGAGAUGAAUGUAUUGAAUCGUUUUGAGGCCCAUGAAGAUAGAUUAGCUGAGAGAGUUUACGCCAAGCUUAUGCAGGUUCGAGCCGUACAAGAGCAAAUAUUGGAUUGUGAGCAACGUAUUGAAGAACAUAAAGCAGAGAAAGAAACUUUGGAUUUAUCCUGUCAAGAAUUGCAACGACAGUUCAAGCGCUUGGUUCAAGACAAUAAGUUUGCAGAUUUUCUGCGAAGAAUCUUUAAGAAGAAGUACAGACCGCCUAGGGAUCGCGAUGAAGAUGAAUCUUCGGAAUCUGAAUCUGAGUCAUCAUCUAGCGAAGAAGAAGAUGAGGGCAGUCUUGAUAGUCGUGACAUUGGACCGAUCAGACUUGAUCCCAAUAUUUGUCCUGAAGGUUGCGACAAAGACAUCUACGAUAAAACUUACGAUUUGAGAAAUACUAGACACAAACAUGAACAAGAAAUGUUGGAACAAGACCGGUUGGUUGAGCUUCUAAGGCGGGAUAUUGAUGCUCAUAAUAAAGUUAAGCGUAAGCUUUCGGCUCAACUUGACAAAAGGAAGAAUGAUUUGAGAGAAUUUAUGAUGGAGAAACAAAGCUGUAUGAACGACGUGACUCAAGUGGUAAUUCUGCGGUACGAUCAAAUUCGCGCGUCGGCGCUGCAAGGGUGCACCGGGCCAGAUGGGCUAUCCAAGACUGUGGUCUUCCCCGAACAGAUGCUAAUGAAGCUUCGUCGCAGAGUAUUGGAGCUCCAAGAUGAGAUCAAACAGCAGAAACAACGUCAAAAGGUGAAUCGCACUCAUCUGUUUCGUAUGAAUAUCGACCUACGAGCAAUGGAAGCCCAAGCUGAAGAAUUGCGCGCACAAAUGCGAGAUGUACUCACUCGAAAGCUGGGCAAACCUCGUAAGGUUGACAAGACAUUGGACGACUUGCUAAGGCUGAUGGCGCGGAGGCACAAAUUCUCGGCCACUCUUGGAGCUCACCAACAAAUAUUUAAGCAACUACGUCAAUGGCGGGAUCGCCACAGCGACCUUGAAAAAAAAUAUCUUCAGACGCUAUCUACUCACUCGGACCGCCUACGCCUAGCGGCCGCUCUACAAGCCGAUGUGCUGCCACAAAAAAUAAUGAAAGAUCCUACGGUUAUGGCGGGCAACUACCUUCCGGAGCACUUCCAACGGGAUGUGGUGCGUCUGCGAAUUGUGCGCGCUCAACAACGAGAAACGAUCAAAGCAUUGCAAGAAGAAAUUAAAAGCCUGCGUCUGAAGCCAUUGUCGCAGCCAACACCGCGCAAAGUGGUCUCGCCUGUACCCUCGGAGCAUUCAGAAAUUUACCUCUUCAUGAUUCCUCAAGCUGUCAGAAGACGCCGUAAGAAAUAUUUUCCCAUUACGCCAUUAGGUUCUCAGACGAAGAUAGUGUAUGACGUAAAUAUAAUGAAGCUGCUAUACAACUGUCUGGACGCCAUGCGCGUGUCGCGAGAUGAUGCAGAUCAGCUGCUGAAGGAACUUACGGAAAUGUUAACUGAUGUCAUUUCGGGGCACAAGUCCCGUUACGAAGUGGUCGAUACCUUAGUACGCAAAUGGCUUCUCAAGUACGGAGGAGAUCCGAAACAGUACAAGAAACAAACCAGAGCAUUUGAUGCGCUUGCCGCUUUAGCCGACCGUCUCAUCAGAGAUCACGUAGAAGCAUUAGAAGGUUCAGCACCAGAAACUCACCAGGUGAUGGAGAAUUUAGAGAUGGCCUUAAAGGAGGUAGCUGAUGAAACGCUGCCAUUGAACGAACGUUUAGGGCCAGCUAUUGCGUCAUUGUUCCAUACUGCAGAAGCUGGAGACCUGGAAUCUGAAGAAACAAUGGCAUCCCUCGUGAAAUCCCUCGUGGAUGCAGAACAUCCCCUCAGCGCAGAGUCCAUUGAUCGCAUCGACGUUUUUACUGUUUACGAGGACAUUAAAGAUUGUGGUGUGCUGGUACCAAAGGAGGAAAUAGAACACAUUAUAAAUCUUGCAAUAGAGUGCCUGCGGGCUCAGCUCAUGUCCCCCGAAGAAGCAAAACUACUGGAAAUAGAACUUGAUCAAGCUAUGGAGGACACGCAAUCUAUAGUAACUACUGAUCGCACUUCCGUUCGCAGUCGCAGCCAGAAGGGAAACCGUGAUGAUGACUAGCCAUAAUUUCACUAUUUUAUUCUUAUGUUUGAGUUUUUUUUUAAUAAAUAAUAUGAGUUUUGCUGCUUUGUGCCACUUGGCCUUAAGUGAUGGUCACCACUUAUUGUUAACCCAAUAUUGGGGACAUUUCUAUUGCAAGUAGGUUUAAUUUAUAUGCCAAUGUUCAGUGUGUGUUGUACUAUUAGACAGGUACUAACCUACCUAAAUAAUUAUUUUCACAUGAAGAUUUGGUAUUUUAA
This is a messenger RNA of Amyelois transitella, 6449 nucleotides long. Its product is annotated as cilia- and flagella-associated protein 44. Lineage: Eukaryota; Metazoa; Arthropoda; Insecta; Lepidoptera; Pyralidae. The transcript is spliced from 42 exons. Bases 67 to 6210 code for a protein of 2047 amino acids. Gene Ontology annotation, molecular function: protein binding. The record is from RefSeq and is a predicted model, not a curated record.